UGAAAAAGUAUGGCAGCUGCUGAGGCGGCGGUGCUAUCGUCGUCUUUGGAAAUAGACACAGCCCCGGUCCCUGAAGCUGCAGAAACAGCCGCAGCCACGGCCGCCACUUCGUCAGCGACGGCUGCGGCCGCGGCAGUUGCGGCCGCCGCCAGGACCGGAUCCGAAGCCACGGUCUCCAAGGCCGCUUUGGCUACUAAGCUGCUGUCCCUGAGCGGCGUGUUCGCCGUGCACAAGCCCAAAGGGCCCACUUCAGCCGAGCUGCUGAAUCGGCUGAAGGAGAAGCUGCUAGCAGAAGCUGGAAUGCCUUCUCCAGAAUGGACCAAAAGGAAAAAGCAGACUUUGAAAAUUGGACAUGGAGGGACGCUAGACAGUGCUGCCCGAGGAGUUCUGGUGGUUGGAAUCGGAAGGGGAACAAAAAUGUUGACCAGUAUGUUGUCAGGGUCCAAGAGGUACACGGCCAUCGGAGAGCUGGGGAAAGCCACCGACACGCUGGAUUCCACGGGCAGAGUAACGGAGGAGAAGCCUUACGAUAAAAUAACACAAGAAGAUAUUGAAGGCAUUCUGCAGAAAUUUACUGGGAACAUAAUGCAGGUACCUCCCCUCUAUUCUGCGUUAAAGAAAGACGGGCAGAGACUUUCAACUUUGAUGAAGAGAGGUGAGGCGGUAGAGGCAAAACCCGCCAGGCCGGUUACGGUGUACAGCCUCUCCCUUCAGAAAUUCCAGCCACCGUUUUUCACGUUAGAUGUUGAAUGUGGAGGAGGCUUUUAUAUCAGAAGCUUGGUCAGUGACAUUGGCAAAGAAUUGUCAUCCUGCGCCAACGUCCUGGAGCUGACCCGAACCAAACAGGGACCGUUCACGCUCGAAGAGCACGCCCUUCCUGAAGACAGAUGGACGAUCGAUGACAUUGCCCAGUCCCUGGAACGUUGCUCCUGUCUUCUCCCAGCGGAGCUGGCACUUAAAAAGUCAAAACCUGAGGAGUCUACUGAACAAGUUUUGAGCUGUGAAUUUAUAACCCUAAAUGAGACAAAGGGAGAGGAUGAUAUGAUUAAGCCGUCUUAAGAUUGGCUUGGGAUUGUCCUCCUUUCUUGGCUGACACCUGAGUCCUGUGUACAGAAUGGCAAGCUGCACGCAAAAGAUGAACAACUGUUUCUUCUUUCCUUCCCGCAUGGGUUUUUUUUCCCCUCAUGAAGAAAAGUUACCAUCAUUGACAGUUUCUGUGGUGUACAAUUUAUCUGCUCUACAUUAUAAAUAGCCUUGCAGUGACUUGUUCAGUUCUCUGCCUCACUGUGAAGUGUUGUUUUAGGAUGUUACUAUGUUGUUUGAUUAGAUUCAGGAAAAUCAACCUUCUGAUUUUGAUCUUUCUUCAGUCUUUUCCUGGAAAAAGUUGAACACAUUUUCUAAUCAAAGAAAAAGAAAUACGAGCUCAUUGUUCUUUUGGUGUCACAAAAAUGAACAUAAGUCGUGUUACUUUGACUUUAUUUUGUCUUCCUAGUGACUCUAUUAUAUUGAAAUUCUUAUGUUUGAAAAGGCCGUUAUUUAAUGUACAUUUUGGAGUUUACAGUGAUUAACAUUUAUUUGAUAAGGCUUGUACUUAACCUGGUAAUAGCUGUUUGUUUAGCUCUUGGAAACUAAUAAACUUUUAUAAUAAAUAUUUGUAAGUAAACCAAAUUAUUGCUGCUACCACUAACAAUGUCAGUAAAAGACUAAAUUUAGUUACGUUCACGUCUACCAUGAGCGCAAAGCACAGCCUUCUCUUUGGGCGGCUAGCUGCGUGAUGCUUUCCUGAGGAUUUCAUCCACAUAAUCCACUGCCCUGUACCACGUUACUAAAUAGCAUAGUUUUUUAAAGUAAGCUAAGGAAUGGUCUUCAGUUUAAAAUUUGAUUUGUUUAUUUUUUAGUAUUUAUUUAGGGCAUUAAUCCCUGUGAUACUGGGGUUUUUUUUUUUAGUUGUUUGCUUUUUCAAAUUAUAUUUAUAGAUGUUGAGAUAGCUCCCCUGCACGUCCCGCUAAUCUCUUCUGCUCUAAAUAUUUUAGAACAGAAUUCCUAAACAUUUUCAUACAUAGCUUACUGAAAGUUCCCUAACCCUUUUUAACAUCAAUCUGUAAAUGUCGCAAAAUGGUAAAUUUCAUAUAUAACAAGACCUUCAUAUUUUUGUUCUGGGAAAACAAUAUAUUAGGUGGCCAGUCUUUGGAAAUGUCCAAAUUCUGUUUCAUUUAUUCAGAUAAAUAUAGUUUCUAGAGGAAGAGUAGUUAAAAAUUUCAUAAUUUAGGUGUUUCUCGAUUUUUAUGGAUUGCCUUUCUUUUUAAAGUAGUUCUGUUUGCAACCUCCAACCUAAAAAAUUUAAAUAUGUAAAGUCAUGGGAUUUUGUUUGUAGUUAACUGAAUAUAAAUUCAAUAUGAAAAGUUAUAUAUGCUUUAGUGGAUCAUUUUCAUCAGAUUGGAAAUGUAUUUUAUACAUAUUAAAACUAAUUAUAUUAGUUUAUAAUUAAAUGCAAAGUAUAAAGAAAAGAGUUUGAUAUCUCAAUGCAUUGACAUAAAAUACCAAACACACAGAUUUGUAAGUUGAAAGUUGACAAUCUGACUUGUGCCCUGCAGUCUGUCUCACACGGAAGUGGUGGUGGCUUGCCCAGGUUACAGAGGCUGGUCGUGCAUUGCCGGGUAAGGUCCAAAUAGAGGGAAAUUUUGGUUUUAGAAAACAAUUAGGGCAUUUCUGCUCUAUUUCUCAACUUAAAAAUUACCAGAUAUCAUUUACUGAUGGAGAAGAGGAGAGAUUAUAUCUUUUUCUUAUAUUAAAAACACUGAAGACAAUUUUGCCAAAUAGAAAAAUUACCCACAAUCCUCACCAUCCUGAUACAGUGACUUCAGACUUUAAUUUUGUAUUACCAUUUUCCCUUUUUUGGUUUACAUAAUUACCAUCUUAAGACACUUAUAUUUUCUAAUCAACUAUUUUUUCAUUUUAUGUUGUCAGACUCUUUGUAUUUAGUUUUGAUAAUUGCUAUUUUAAUAUUACUUCAUAUUCAGUUUAUAAAACCAUUACCCGAAUUCCUGAACCCUGGAGUUAUUUUCAAUUUUAUCAGGAUCAAUUCCUGGGAAUGGGGUUAUUAAGGGGAAUAACAACACUUUUAUGGCUCUUCAUACGUUUGCCUUAUUGCUUUCCCAAAGAGUUAUAACAUUUUACAGGGGCCCCAUUUGAGUAUAUCAGUUCAUUAAAAGUUUACAGCUUGGGGUGGGGGGUUUGUAUGUUGUUGCUAAUGUAGUAGGUAUAAGAGUUCAAAAUUGCUCUUACCAGCUUUUGUGUGACUGUUUUGUAUACUUUGUUCAUUUAUAUAAGUAAAUGUCUUAUUGGUUUCUUUAUACAUUUGUAUGAGUUAUUUCUGCAGUAAAUACUUGGUAGAAGUA
This is a messenger RNA of Suricata suricatta (meerkat), 3398 nucleotides long. It is a transcript of the gene TRUB1, whose product is annotated as TruB pseudouridine synthase family member 1. Gene Ontology annotation, molecular function: RNA binding; pseudouridine synthase activity. Gene Ontology annotation, biological process: mRNA pseudouridine synthesis; tRNA modification. The record is from RefSeq and is a predicted model, not a curated record. Lineage: Eukaryota; Metazoa; Chordata; Mammalia; Carnivora; Herpestidae. The transcript has 8 exons. The coding region runs from base 10 to 1059 and encodes 349 amino acids. Gene Ontology annotation, cellular component: mitochondrion.